Molecule: messenger RNA, 903 nt
Organism: Theobroma cacao (cacao)
Lineage: Eukaryota; Viridiplantae; Streptophyta; Magnoliopsida; Malvales; Malvaceae
Product: dirigent protein 25-like
Source: RefSeq, a predicted model, not a curated record
AUGGAAACCUACAAACUCAUUUCUCUACUUCUCACCUUCACAAUUGCAUUCUCCACUUCAGCAAGAAUGCUUGAUGAGCAACCCUCGAAUCUGUCCAACGCGGUUGUGACACCUGUCACUAAUGUACCACCAUUACCUAUCUCACCAGGCACACAGUCUAAUCCUAAUGUGGCUGCAGCCACUGGUCCAACUGUUGCUGUCAACCCAAACCCUUACCCUGACCACACCCUAACCUUCUUCAUGCAUGACAUCCUAGGCGGGUCAAACCCCACUGCUCUAGCAGUGACUGGUGUAGUCAGCAACCCGGCACUCAAUGGUCAGCUCCCCUUUGCCAAACCAAAUGGUGCAAACCUCCCAGUGAACAAUGGAAUAAACCAAAAUAGUGGUAACACCGGUCUUAUAAACAACAACAACGUUCCAUUGCUCACUGGCCUUGGUGGCAACACACAAGCUGUGUUGCAAAACAAUGGCAACAAUUUGGUCAAUGGGGCAUUGAACUUCCCAGUCACAGCUGGAGGCCAACUUCCUUCAGGGUCUACACUCCAGAAGCUCAUGUUUGGAACCAUGACUGUCAUUGACGAUGAACUGACAGUAGGGCAUGAGCUAGGCUCUGGCUUCCUCGGCAAGGCACAAGGGUUCUAUGUGGCUAGUUCUAUUGAUGGAACCAGUCAAACAAUGGCAUUUACAGCUAUGUUCGAGAGUGGGCACUAUGCUGACACCCUUAGCUUCUUUGGGGUUCAUCGUACCGGUGUAUCAGAGUCUCAUUUGGCUAUCAUGGGCGGCACUGGAAAGUAUGUUAAUGCCAAGGGAUUUGCCAUAGUUAAGACUAUACCAGGGGCUAAUCAGCAGGAGACUGAUGGCUUUGAGACAGUGCUAGAGUUCACUGUUUAUGUUACCUAUUAG